GUCAACACUGAAAGAAUAAAUGUCAAUUUGUUGAGACUGAGAAAUCCGUGGGGUCAAAAGGAAUGGAAAGGUGCAUGGGGCGACAAUUCUGAUGAGAUGCUUAGCCUACCCCAAAACAUACGGGAUGAUUUGAAUUUUCAUUGCACAGAUGAUGGUGAAUUCUGGAUGAACUUUGAUGAUUUCAUCAAGAGUUUUGAUGCAAUUCACCUGUGUCAUUUUCAGAUAGAUUCACUUGUUUCAGAACUUGGACACAAUGAGAUAAAACAGAUGUGGUAUAUCAAUGUGGCUUCUGGUGCUUGGGUCAAGGACCACACAGCUGGUGGUUGUGGGCCUCACAGGGAUUUGUACAGAAUAAAUCCUCGAAUGACUAUCACUUUAUUGUCACCUGAUGUCACUCUUGAUCGUGGAGAUGACUGUACGUUGAUUGUAUCACUGCUGAGGAAGGAUACACGUGAUCAGCCGGAUAUUUUUAUUGGUUUUGAUAUUUACAUGCCAACAGACCGUGGACUCCAACAGAUUGGUAAUUCAAGUCUACACAGUGAUGAGUCAGCCACUCACUUUUCUCAACGAGAGGUCACCAGAAGAUUUGUGGUGAAACCUGGUAGAUAUGUCAUCAUUGUAAGCACUCACAAACCACAUCAGGAGGCUGAGUUUGUUCUGAGGGCAUUCACAGAGUGUCCAACUGCUGAAAGCAAGCAGAAUAAGAAUAAUCUAGAUGAGAGUGUGCACAUAAGCCAUGCAUGUAUACAUUUUUUUUGUCUGUUGUGUCCACCACACCAACCACCACUGCAGCCUGUUCCACCUCAAAAUGACCUGGUGUCUCGUACAUUUGUGCGACAUGCUGGGCCCGACCAGAAUUUAGAUGCCCAUGAACUCAGUACAUUUCUAGAGGAUAUUGCCACUGGUGAGUUUAGGGAUUCCUUGAAGUUGCCUGUUGAAUCCUGCCGUAGUCUGAUCAUAGUUUACAGUAAACAAAAGUCUGGAUUUUUAAAUCUGGAUGAAGCCAAACAAGCUUGGACACAAAUUAAAGGAUACAGGACUGUCUUCAAGCAGCUUGAUGUUAACAGGUCACAUUUUGUGGAUGCACAGGAGCUGGGUACUCUGUUUGUGAAGCUAGGAUUUCAAGUAAACCAAAGUCUCUUAAUCUCUAUUGUGAGGUGUUAUGGUGGAAGAAACGGUCAGAUCAGCCUUCCAGACUUUAUCUUGGUCAUCUGCAAACUGACGUUCCUAUUUUCUACUUUCCAAGAGCAGCUGAGGUCAAGGCCGGGUCAGAGAGAAUCUGCAGAAUUCACCAGAAAUGAGUUCCUGGAAUCAACAAUCUUGACCUAA
Messenger RNA from Candidula unifasciata, 1329 nucleotides. The record is from the annotation of a GenBank genome assembly. NCBI's taxonomy places the organism in Eukaryota, Metazoa, Mollusca, Gastropoda, Stylommatophora, Geomitridae.